Alnus glutinosa is the source of this 2997-nucleotide messenger RNA. RefSeq names its product probable ADP-ribosylation factor GTPase-activating protein AGD14. Gene Ontology annotation, molecular function: GTPase activator activity. NCBI's taxonomy places the organism in Eukaryota, Viridiplantae, Streptophyta, Magnoliopsida, Fagales, Betulaceae. The coding region runs from base 240 to 2486 and encodes 748 amino acids. The transcript is spliced from 14 exons. The record is from RefSeq and is a predicted model, not a curated record.
UAAAUUAUCGCAUUAAGAUCUGAGCUGUCCAUAGUUCGUAGUUAAGUUUACCAAUCGACUUUUAAAACAAAGAUCUGGGACUCUCUGUCUCUCUCUAUCUCUCUCUCUCUGUGUCUCUCGCUGAGCGAGUUCGCGUACCUGCGCAAAGCGCGUGGCGGAUCUCUCGGGCAUCACCUUCAGCUGGAAAGGCUGCGGAACUAGAAGCACUUCUUCAUCUGCGCCAAAUUCAGGAAGUGGGAAUGGCUAACAGAGUGAAGGAGGAUGAGAAAAACGAACGAAUUAUUCGGGGUCUUCUCAAACUUCCUGAGAAUCGGAGAUGUAUCAACUGUAACAGUCUGGGACCUCAAUAUGUUUGCACAAAUUUCUGGACAUUUGUUUGCACAAACUGCAGUGGAAUACAUCGGGAGUUCACACAUCGAGUAAAAUCAGUAUCAAUGGCCAAAUUUUCUUCACAAGAAGUUACUGCCCUUCAAGAAGGGGGAAAUCAGCGUGCAAAGGAGAUCUAUUUUAAAGAAUGGGAUCCACAGCGUCAUUCUGUUCCUGACAGCAGUAAUGUUGAGAAACUUCGAGACUUUAUUAAGCAUGUUUAUGCGGAUAGAAGAUAUACAGGGGAAAGGAACUAUGAAAAGCCUCCAAGGGGGAAGAUGGGUGAGAAGGAAGACUUCUAUGAAAACAGGAGAACAGAUGCAUAUCAAGGAGGGUCUCGAAGUCCACCAUAUGAGGAUACAUAUGAACGCCGUUACAGUGAUAGGUCUAGUCCUGGUGGAAGGAGUUAUGAAGAAAGAAGAAGUCCUGGAUAUGAUCAAGAAAGUCGGCAAUUUAGUGAUUUUAGGAGAAGUCCUGCUCGUCCUGAGGUUGUUAAUGAUUGGCGCCGAGAUGAUAGAUUUGGAAGUGGGAGGAAAUUCGAAGACCGUAGGGAAUCUGGUGGAGAUUCUAAACUGGAAGGCAGAUCACCUGAGCGACCUAAAGAUGUAAAUUCGUCCAGUCCCCCUAUGGUGCGGCCCGUAAGAGAAAUUUUGGGUGAGAAUGUGAUACCUCUUCGCAUAAGUGAACCUCCAAAAGCCAAUGGUGGCAGGGCUGCUGAUGGCUCUGCACAUACACUGAGAACCGCAUCUUCCAGUAGCUUGGGAUCCAGUAAUGGGAAUCCUGUGGAAGUCAAAGUGGAGAAUACUGGAAGCUUAAUUGAUUUUGAUGCUGAUCCUGAACCUCCAGUUGCUGCAGCCGUUCCACAAACACAACAGACUUCAAUGACUCAACCCACCGCACAUCCAACAACUUCUAACAAUGACAAUAAUUGGGCUUCUUUCGAUGCUUUCCCUGAGGCCAAAGUACCUCAAGCUCCUUCGAAUGUGAAUACGUUGGAAUCUGUACUAUCACAAUUAUCAGUCUCAGCAUCUGUACCUGGUCAUGUUUUUGGAACUCCUGGUAGUUCUGGUUUUACAACCGCACCCACUGGCAACACAACAAUAUUACCUAUUACUGGUGAUUCAGCUGUUGCACCGGUAGGGAACACACCUGCGGUACCUUUUACUGCCAGUGCUCCUGUUGCUGCACCAAUAAGUAGUUUGUCAAUGUUUCCCCCUGGUGGUGCACAAGCAAUUUCACCUGGAUUGACGCCGAUAUUACCUGUCAAUGGUAGCAAUUAUGUUGUCAAAGUGCCAGGUUCUGACCAAGGGCCUCAUAUGCAGCAUCAACAACCUUCUUUCUUUCCUGCUACUGGUAGUCAGUCAACUGGUCAACAAUUUAUAACAUCGGUUGAUGUAGGUACAAGCAAUCAGUGGAAUUCAUCACUUAACAUUAAUGCACAAGGCCCUUCAAGUAAUCCAGCUGCACACGCAUCCCCAGCUGUCUCAAAACCGCCACAUGUGCCCGCUUCUGGUGAUGUGUCACAACCUUCUGUUGUGGAAGUUAAAGCAAGCUCAAGAAAAGAACUUCCUGUGGAUCUUUUCGCUGCAACCUAUUCACCCUUCCCUGCACCAGUUCCAGCAUGGCAAACUGGUCCACCCCAUGGUAUGGGGUUCAAUAUGCAAUACAAUGCAACAAUGUCAGUGCCAAAUUUUCAACAGUCAAAAACUACAAAUCCAUUUGACUUCAACAGUGAACCUCCUCUAGUUCAAGCUCCAACAUUUCCUUCCAUGGCAUCCUUCCAAGGUGCUCUACCAAAUGUCCCACCUGCUUCAGGCAUAAUGCGUACGUCCAGCUUUGGCACUCCAUCAUCAGCGUGGAUGCCGCCCCCGGCAUCACCUUAUGCACCAGCUUUGCCUCCCCAGGCACCAUCUUACGCAUCAGCAAUGCCUCCAAAUGCAUACAUGGGGCAACAAGUACACAGUAACAUGCCAUAUUCCAGGCAUCAAGGUGUAGGGGGCUUUGGUAAUGACGGGGCUGCUUUUGGCUCCUUAAAUAUGGAUCAGCAGCUGGCUGGCAGAUUCUCAGCACCUGCUACCCCAAAUCCUUUCUCAUCUGUUGGUGGUAACCCAUUUGGAUAAAAUAUGCAAAAGGAAAGCCUUUCUGACCCAAUUUAGGUCAAGCAUCAUCUUGUUGCUCCCUGUCAAAGUUGCUGGGUGUAAAGUUUUGGUGUCUAUGUUGUGGUAGUUUUGAGUUAUCCAGGCCAAGGAGAGAUUUGUUCUCUUCACCCCCGGGGCAAAAGUCAAAUGUCACAUGGCCAUGUAAGAUUUGUUUGAUGCUGUAAAAGAAUGAAUGAGAUAGGGGGAAGAGUGACAGAGAUAGGGGGGGAGAGAGAGAGAGAGAGACCUGGGUCUAAAGUAGGUAAGGAGGCCGCCUCCAUGGAGACCCGGGUGGCCGGGUCUAUAUUUUGUGCGGGUAUCUGUAGCGGUUCAUUGGGUGAUACAUGUGUUUGUUUGCUGCCCCUAGAAGCUGUAUUAUUUCUCUCUGUUGUAUUGUAUGAUUUUGCGAUUUCUUCAUCGUUGUGGUGAGCUCUUGGAGUCUGGAAAUUUAUGAAACAAAAAAUAAAUUAUGUUAUAGGGGAGUUAAGUUGUA